Molecule: messenger RNA, 669 nt
Organism: Eremothecium sinecaudum
Lineage: Eukaryota; Fungi; Ascomycota; Saccharomycetes; Saccharomycetales; Saccharomycetaceae
Gene: IRC22
Product: Irc22p
Exons: 1
Coding region: 1-669 (222 amino acids)
Cellular component (GO): endoplasmic reticulum membrane
Source: RefSeq, a predicted model, not a curated record
AUGAAGUUGUCAAGUUUGUUAUAUAUUUUAGGAGCAGGAGUUUGGUUAUCCAAAGCGCAAGAUAUAAUUAACGAUCUAGGUGGCGAUAUAUUUGAAGAUCCCAAACCAACUCCCAACGUUGCUCAAUUUCAAAUUGAAUAUGUUAUAGCAGAAAAGCCAGGAUUUGAUUAUAACACAGUAACAGAGUUUGAGAAAAACGAGAAUGCAACAUUAAAGUUUACGUUCACUAAUAAUGAGGAAGUUAACGUUACAGUUAUUGGCAUUGGUGGUGCCAUAAUCGACGCUAACAGUCAACAAGCUGUAGCUAACAUAACUGAAGUUAAUAUUGGUCAAUUACAUGUUGAAGUUAACGGUACAAUUAGAUUCAAUCAAAUUCUAAAUCUAGCUCUUGCAGAAGGUGAUUACUAUCUGCUGCCAAAUAUUUUUGUCGUGAAGGAGGAUGAAUUGAUGAGAGUAGCAACAGGGCCAAGCGUGAUUAAAAUCAAUCCACCACCAAUGUCAUUCUUUAACCCUAAAUUUCUAGCUGUCCAACUAGCAAUUUGGUCGGUUAUUGGUGUGAGUUCGUAUUAUGCCUUACUCUCGAGACCAAAACGUACUAAAGUCUCGAAGAAAAAUGUUCCUAUACGUAAAAUCGAUGAAUCUUGGUUGCCUGACGUUCAUAAAAAUUAA